AUGACCCCCAGCCCAUGGGGCCUUAUAUGUGGCCUCCUACUGCUGUUGCUGCUGCCGUCCCUGGGGGCUGGCCCUGUCCUGGGCAGGAGCCUUCCUAGGGCCCUUGAGGACUCACAAACCCACCUGAUCCCAGGAGCCCACCCCAAUGGCCCUGUGGGGUCAGAGCCCCAUGACUUUGACUUCCUCUGGGAGAGCCCUAGAGAUGAGAACCCCAGGAACUCUGCUGUCUCCCAGGCCCCUGCUGAAGAGACGCCUCAGAGGCCUGUAGACUUUCUCCUUGGCCCAGCCCUGCAUGGGCCCAGAGCAGCCCAUUGGACUCAGAGAGAACGACUCCCAGUAACUGAUGACCUCCAAAUGGCUCGAGAGCCAAAUUCCCAGGGCUGGACAGGACCUCCUGACUCUCAGGAGCCUCUGGAGCAAGAAGCACUGGCCCCCCACCCUGUGGGGUUCCCCCACCUCACUUUCAAUUCCACAGCUCCCAGACUUCAACUCAGGGUAGCUACAGUUCCUCCCUCCCCACAGGAGCCUAGGGGUCAAGCAGCACAGCGACCACAAAGAGAUGAUGGUCUGAAGGCCAAAGCCAAGUCCGAGAUCUCACAGACUUCUCCUUUGGACCACCAGCACCCUGCCCACACUCUUGUGCCCCACUCAGGCACCAUCAAAAGGCCAAUGCUGGAAGAACAGGGUGGGGAUAAGGAGGACUUCCAGGAGGCAGCUCAAGGCCCCCUCUUCACCCAAAAAGAUCCAGCAGCUCCUGAUAUUGCUUCAGUAUCCCCAGUUGAGGUGGCAUCCUCUCAGGAGCCUGGGGCCCAGCCAGACUUGGCAUUGGCCAGAAGCCUUCCUCCUGCUGAGGAGCUGCCAGUUGAGCCCCCCGAGAAGACUGGAGCUGGAGAGACCUGGGAAGUCAGCUCCCCAGGUCCCCCGGCCAAGCAAGCUGACCUCUCCGAUGUUAAGGGUUCACCAGGACCCCAACCCUCAGGUCCUCCAGCCUCAGAGGCUCCUGAUGGGCAGCCCAAGCCAGAGAUAGCAGCAAUGAAUGGGGCAGACCCUAUCUCCCCCCAGCGGGUAAGAGGAGCACUGGAGACCCCAGGUACCCCCAAGUCCCUCAUCCCUGGUCCCUCGGACUCUGGCCCAUCUACAAACCAAACAGAAAGCCCUGUGGGGACCCUGCAGCCAGAUGAUGCCGAGGAGUGGCCCGGGCGCCCCCAAAGCCAUCCCCCAGCACCCCCAGUCCAGGCCCCCUCGACGUCACGCCGGGGCCUCAUUCGAGUCACUACGCAGCGAGCCCUGGGCCAGCCUCCCCCUCCGGAGCCCUCAGCCAGCUCCAUGGCUUCAGCCCCAGCCUCCAGCCCCCCAGCCAACGCGACCGCACCUCCCCUGCGCUGGGGGCCCCUGCGGCGGGUGCUGAGCUUUUCCUGGGAGCUGCACGUCUACGGGGUGGGGGUGCUUUUCCUGUUGCCUGCGUUGUUGGCACUGGCCACGCUGGCAGCCGUCCCUGCGGGGCCCCGGCUAGCACUGGUGGCCGCAGUGCUGGUGCUCGUGGCUUCGGGGCUGCGAUCUGCCUACAUGCUCACCGACCCUUACGGUUCGCAGGCGCGCCUUGGCGUCCGCGCCGGCCUGGUGCUGUACAAUCUGCCCUUCCCCUUGCUGCUCACGGCUCUGGCCGCCCUAAGCCUGCUAGGCCUGGGCGCGGGGCUGCCACAGCAGCUGCAGAACCCUCUCCUGCUGGGAGCUUUGGCGUUGGCGCACUGCGUGGGGCUGCUCGCUACAGACCUGCUGUCGGUGAAGCCUGUGCUCAACCUCCUGGCUCAGGGCUUAUCGUGCGCCUGGGGCGCUGCCGUGGCUCUGGGCACGCUCUGCCUGUGCCGCCGCCGCCUGCUGGACGGGCCGCGCGGCUGGGAUACCAGCCCGGGCCCACGGCUGCUGGCCGUGGCGGGCGCGCUGGGGCUAUUGGCCAGCGGCUUGCAGCUGGCGGCUGCGCUCUGGCUGUACCCGGGCCCAGACCGGGUGGGCCGCUUCUCGUGGGCCUGGUGGGGCGUCCACUUCUGGCUGCGCCUGCUGGAACUGACAUGGGCACUCGCCUUGGCGCUGGCCGCUGUGGCCGCCGCGCGACCCAGGGCGCCCACGGAGCACGCUUGCUGGGCUAAGCUGCUGCGCCUGGCAUGCCCCGCGCCGUCUGGUAAGAGCGAGGUGCCCGAGCGACCCAAUAACUGCUGCGCGGGGCCCAGUGGCGUCGGCGCAGGCAGCUUGGACAUCAGCAAGAGCCUCAUCCGCAACUCGGCGGAGGGCGGGCCGCCCGCCACUCCCAGUUCAGGCGCCUGGGGCUCGGCUGCGUCCCUGGGUCGCGGUGCCCAGGGAGGCCCGGGACCGUCCCGCAGCAGCGUGGGGCCGGCGCCGUCGCUAAGCGAGCUGGAUCUGCGGCCGCCAUCGCCCAUCAACCUGAGCCGCAGCAUCGACGCCGCGCUCUUCCGAGAGCACUUGGUGCGAGACAGCAUCUUCCGGCGCUGCGGCCUGCGCGGCCUGACCUCCCCGCCGCCUGGGGGCACCCUGCGGCCGCGCCGGGGCAGCCACCCCGAUGGCGAGCUCGACGGCGCCGGCUCUUCCCUCUUCCGUGGCCGGUGCCGGUCGCUCACCGACGUGCGCGUGCGCGGCCCGGUCCCAUCGCACGUGGUGGACGAGCCCGACUCUGCGGCCGCGGCGGCUUCUGGCAGCUCCCUAGACAGCUUCUCCAGGGGCUCGCUCAAGAUCAGUUGGAACCCUUGGCGCCAUGGGCUGUCGUCGGUGGACAGUCUGCCCUUAGAUGAGCUGCCCAGCACGGUGCAACUGCUGCCUGCCCCGACCCCAGCCCCUGCCCAAGCUCGGCCCGGGGAGCCCCAGGGUGAGGUCCAGCCGCGCUGCAAGCCAGGGGACUCCCGUAGCGCCUCCAGUGAUACCAUCGAGCUCUGA
Cynocephalus volans (Philippine flying lemur) is the source of this 2946-nucleotide messenger RNA. It is a transcript of the gene PRRT3, whose product is annotated as proline rich transmembrane protein 3. Bases 1 to 2946 code for a protein of 981 amino acids. The transcript has 3 exons. The record is from RefSeq and is a predicted model, not a curated record. Lineage: Eukaryota; Metazoa; Chordata; Mammalia; Dermoptera; Cynocephalidae.